AUGAAGAAGAAACCGAUCUUACUGUACAUUUGCCUGUUACAAUGUCUCUUUACCCAGUCAACAAACGAGCCCAUGAAGGUGUUGGGCCAGGAUGGCGACCGCCAAGAAGUGGUCGGGGGAAUGCUUAGCUCGGAACUGGAAGUGGUCGAUAAUGGAUACAGGCAUUUAAACGUGAUUAUUUCUUCGAAAAUCCAACAAGAAGAAAUUUGCGAAGACGAGGAAAAACGACUGAAUUGCAAAAGAACUUUCAAAUUUAUCGAAAAAGUCAAGGAUUUCAUCAAACUCUUGUCAAAAUCGAUUUACGAAGCUUCCAGGGGUCAUUUUUACAUCGAAAGCUGCAAUAUCAUCAUGCCCAAAUCGUGGGACGCGCCACCAGCGAACGAAACAGAAGCGCUGAACUUUGGCGGGACCAUUUCCUACAUUGACUUUGACGCAAUUCCGAUUCGGAUUUACCCCGACAUGGGCGAAUCAGGCUUUUCAGAGUACAAAGCGGGGCCAGUGUCACGUGACUUGAUUUCAGUCAAUGUUUGGAAUAAGAACAGAAGAUCCAUGCAAAAUAAAUUGACGGGAGAAAAACUUGUCCGGCGACCAUAUGCGGUAAAAGCGACCCCUUGUGGAUACCAAGGGUCGUAUCUAAGAAUGUCGCAAGCAUUCAUCGAAGACCCCCAAAGCCUGAACUUCACGGCCUAUGGAAACCCCGAGAAAAUCCUCGCUGGAGAAUGGGCAAAGUUCCGCUGGGGCGUUUUCGACGAAACCCCUCCGCCAAACAAGGGCCACGAGUUUUACCUCGCCUCGAAUUCGAGAAUCGAAGCAAGUCGAUGCUCGUUGAAAGUCGAGGGCGAUUUGAUCUUGAAGGAAGAUACUGAAGAUGGGAGGAUCAAGGGCGAUGAGUGUAUGCGGAUGGAGGCGUUUCAGUCGAGAAAUUUAUGCGAAUUUGUCCCGAAAAAGCAGCAGAAACAAUCUGGACUGGGGAGCUUGCUGUUUUCGAGGCAUUUGGAUGAUGUUACGGAGUACUGUGAUAAUGAUCCCGAGAAGAAAUUAACCUUCCACAACCGCGACGCCAAAACGCGCCACAACGAAGUCUGCGACACAAAAUCCAUCUGGGAAGUAAUCCGCGCGCACGAUGAUUUCAUCAAGGGCGCCAAAGGAAAACCAGUCCGCGACUUUGACUCGACCAACAAAGGUCUUUGGAUGAACACCAAAUUCACCGUCAUGCGACAAAACAACACGAAAACGGUCCUAACCAUCGACACUUCUACCUCCAUGGGCGUCGGGAAAAGAUGGGAAAAUGUGAAAAAAGCGGCGUCGCAAUAUCUCUCCGCGCUGCCGCACGAUGCUCACGUGGGAAUCGUCUUUUUCGCCAGACGAGCGUAUCAGCGAACAAGAGGCCUGAUUCAAAUUGAAAACGGCGAUUCCAGCGAGCUUCUUCGGCGAAGAUUGGAAUCUGUCCCGCUCAAUUUGGGCACUUCAAUCGGCCACGCUCUUCAGGAAGCGAUGAAAAUGCUCAAGACUUCUGGUCCAAUGGAUUCGCGGGAUUCUGGCGGCUCGAUCAUUCUCCUAUCUGAUGGUGCUGAAAGUAAUGCGCCGUUCAUUGAUGAGGAUUUGAUUCAAGAGCUGAUUGAUAACAGAGUUACAGUCAAUACAAUCGCUUUUGGAAAAGACGCCAGCCCAAAGCUUGAAGAAGUCAGUAAGCGGACAAAGGGAUCAUCAUACUUUUCCGACCCAGAAAACCCAAGUUCCAUCCUUCAAGACGCCUUCAUCGCCGAGUUGCAAAAAGAUGGCUCCAACGCCCACCCAAUCGUUUCGGUAAAACGAGCGAUAAACGCUGGCUCGACGGAGGAAUUCGACUUCAAGAUCGAUCAAACAAUCGGAAAGGAUACGAAAAUAACGAUUUCCUACGAAACGAAUGCGGAAAAGGACAACCGGCCUGAGAUCAAGAUCAACACUCCCGGCUAUCCGAGGCCGAUUAUUGCUGAUAUGCAGAACAAAGUCUCUGAAUCAAUCAAUCCUGAAACUGGUGAACCAGCUUAUACAGUCGCCUGGCGAGAAAACCUCGAAGACGGCCUGAUCACUGUCGAUUUGACGGGCAAAGCUGACAAUGGAACCUACACGAUUUACGUCAAAAACGACCACUCGAGCCCCGCUUCUGUCCACAUCAACGUCGUCAGUUACGCCAGAGAGCCGGAUCGUGAGCCAGUGACGCUGACCCCGACGAUUAUUCAGAAAAAGAUCGCUCCGAGCAACACGGACAUUGUCGUCAUCUACGCUGCCUUUGCCCAAGGAGAGUUUCCGAUUCUUUUCGCCGAUCUUUGGGCGGAAGUCACUUUUCCUCUCGAGCGAAACGGGACGAUCAUGACGACCGAGACGGUCAUUUUGACUGAUGAUGGCAAGCACGAUGACGUCAUCGCCAACGACGGGAUUUACACGGGCAUUUUCACGAACAUCUUUGAAACGGGGAGAUACAGUAUCAAAGUGAGAGCGAAUGGGGAUAACGGAAAAGCUGUGGUUUCAAAAGGACACAUGCUGGGAAUCGGAGAACUGGACGACGCGGAAUAUGAAGUCGUGGAAAACGCGGUGCACAAAGAAGUCUGGCAGACGACGCGAAGACGGAAGAGGCGAAAUGUCAGAACGACGAGGGAUAGGCGGCAAUCUGAUGGAGAAGAAGAUUAUGAAUACGACGAUGGAGAAGAGGGGGUAGAGGAAGAACCGCCAAAGCGAGUGGAAAUACCGGUUAUUUCGCUAAAAGAACCGGCAACGAAUCAAGAUCGAGUUGAGCUCAACAAGCAACUGGAAGCCCAAAAACUAGCUCGACUAACUCGAGUCUCCGCGCAAGAUACUGAGCGAGUGACAAAUCUGGACACGAUAGUUAUUGAAGCCUCAGAGACAGAUCUUUGCGACGAGGGCUUCUUUCAUUUCGACGGGUUUUGCUACUUUAUUUCCAGGGAUGUGCAAGAGCAAAAGAACUUCAAAGAAGCGGAAGACGCCUGCGCCGAAAUGGGCGCCGAACUCAUCGACAUCCGAACUCUCCAAGUCGCCCAAUACUUUCUCGUCACCCUGCGAGCUCGCAUCAAAGACUUCUGGGCGAGCGACGUCAACGACAAGAUCGUCAAUCACAUCCCCCUGCUCAUCGACAACAUCUACUCCGUCACGGAAGUCCAGGCAAUCCUCGACGGGCUCCUGGGCCGAGUUGCCAAAGAAUUUUACUUGCGAAAAAAGGAUCAAGAAAAUUCUUUCGCCCGAAUGGCCAGUAUAAGACAGCAUAGAGAUCCAGACUUUGAUAGGGAUAUCAGACGGCUUUACGAAGAUUUGACAAAGAAUAUUCAAGUGCCAAUGACUUAUCUCCAGCGCCGUAUUUUCGAAAAGCAUAAAAAGACGGUCGACGAGUUGUCUCAAGAAGAAAUCGAAGAAAUCAAAAACGAAUGGAAAGGAAAACAGCUUCAAAAGCUGGAUCAUUUCAAAGAGCAACUAAUCGACAGGGAAAAAUUCGAAUUCCGGUCGCCCCGAUUUCUCGCUUCUUUCGAAAGAGCAAAGAGAGAAAUCGACUCGCUUCAAUUUGGACCGUGUCGGUACAAGGACAUUUUUCAUCGUUAUCGAAAAAAUCGAAAGUUCGCGAUUUGCCAUUCCGAAAAACCGGUCAUUUGCCAGCUAAUUUCUCCGAAAAACGCGCACAAUCGAAACUGCCCCGGGAACUGGACCGAUUUUGAAGGACAUUUUGACAGCUCAGACAUUUGCUAUCAUUUCAACGAAACAAAACGAAACUUUUUCGAGGCCGAAAAGUACUGUCAGGAAAAAGGAGGAACAUUGCUCCGAAUAAACUGCGCGAAUAAAGAAGUUUUCGAAAUCAAGGAAGAAAAAAUCGACACUUUUUGGAUCUCAAACAUGGAUACUUCCGGACUCAACGAUCUCCAGUGCUCGAAGAUGUCUGAAGAAAUCAUCAGGAAGGCAGAGAGUACGAUUCCAGAGCCAGAAGAGCCGACAGCGAGUGGGAUGCAGAUGGAUGUCUUUGUGAACAAACCCGUCUUUACAUUUGGAAAAACCGGUGCCAACGCAUUUGCUCGAUCAGAAGUUGUUGAGGAUGAAGAGGGAGCAUCAACAACUACCACUUCAGCAACAACAACAAGCACGACGAUUACAACUUCGACAACAUCAACAGAAAUGCCAUCUUCGACUACGACCUCCGACCCGUUGGAUUCUGAAGAGAACGAUCCAGCGGAGGGAGAAGAAAUCGACGAUGGAGUUUACGAUGACGAUGACGAUAACGAAGAGGACGAUGAUGAUGAUGUUGAGGAAGAUGAGUACAAUUCAAACGACGUGUACGAAGAAAUGAUCAAUCAAAACCCCACCGAAGUCCCCAUCGUCGAUGUCGAAGGUGAAACGUACUGUAUGUGGUUCGAUGGCCAGCUGCGCGAAGUCACCAACGAUUUUCUCUGCAAGAACUUGAAGAAAAACUACAUCUGCCAAAAACCAAAGAACGAUCUUCUCGCUCCAGCGAGGAUUAAAGACCUCGAUGUUCAACACUUUACUUCUGGUUCCGAAAAAGACCCCUUGGGCUCCUUCCACAUCGGCUUCACCGCAACUGGAAAUGACGAUUCCCAAGGAAGAGCUGAUCGUUAUGAAGUCCGAAUGGUCGCGACAGAAAAAGGCAAAGAAGCGCUCCGAGAUGAUUUUGACAAAGGAUACCACUUGCAAUACAGCGAUUUUAGCAAUGAAAUCACUAGUCGGCCAGAUAGUCCGCAAAAGGUCGGGUAUUAUGAGCGGUUGACCAUUCGUUUUGAACAUCUUGCUGGCUGCCCGAGAAAUCAGCUGAUGGAUUUGUUGGUCUUGGUCGAUACGACUCAGGGAAAUCAAACUGCUGGAAUCGAGCUCUAUCUACCAGCCCAUACGCUCAAGAUUUUGACCUAUAUUGGCAAUGUUUAUAAUAUAGGACCGGCUCCUUUCAUAUUGUGA
Molecule: messenger RNA, 4947 nt
Organism: Oikopleura dioica
Lineage: Eukaryota; Metazoa; Chordata; Appendicularia; Copelata; Oikopleuridae
Source: the annotation of a GenBank genome assembly